AUGCCCACUAUAGACGGGUUCUGCCAUCAUUACGCACUCCGCCGCCAUAAGCAUGAGCAGAAUGCCAAUGAAGGUUCCUUCCGCUGUCGCGAUGACUGGAGGAAAUACAUCGGCCCAAUUGAACGUUGGGGCAGUUGCAAUCCCUACGACGGGCAUUUUGCGACGGUAGUCCUGCCACUGUGCAAGCCUGAGAGAUUAGCACUGGUCUCGUAUAUUUUUGAAUAUGCUUUUCUGUACGACAACGUAGUCGAAUCCGUAUCCAAAGUGCUGUUGGAUGAAGGAACCGACAAUAUAGCCCUGAACGAAACCGAUUACCGCACCGUACGAUCAACAACCGGAACGAAGCAAAUCCAGUCCAAAAUGCUCUUAGAGCUUCUGUCGAUGGACAAGCCUUGCGCUGAAGUCGUGAUUACUGCUUGGAAGGAAAUGGUAGCGUUGACCGCGUUUCGCGAUAAAUCCUGCAUUUUCGACAAUAUUGAAGAUUAUGUGGAAUAUCGAAUUAUUGACACUGGAGCUCCGUUUGUCGAUACCGUGAUGCGAUUUGGCAUGGGCAUCCUCUUGACCGAAGAAGAAGAGAAACGUGUUGCUGCGAUUGUCAAACCAUGCUUUGCGGCUCUUGGGCUUGCUAAUGAUUAUUAUUCUUUCCACAUCGAGUGGGAUGAAUUUCAACAAACAGAUGAUUCCGAUGCGGCCACCAUGACUAAUGCUGUUUGGCUGUAUAUGAAAUGGGAGAAUAUCUCCAUUCAUGAGGCGAAGGAGAAGGUUCGACAAGUCGUGUGUGACUACGAGAUACAAUUUCAACAGCGCAUGGGCGAUUUCAUUGCGAACAAGGAACUAUGCUCUCCUAAGUUACAUGAGUACUUGAGAGCUUUGGCAUUUCAGAUUCCGGGGAAUAUCGUUUGGAGCCUCAGGUGCCCUCGAUACCAUCCCGAGCUCUGUGCUGAGGGUGAAACUCUGUUGCAAGUGGGCGCCGAAGACCAAAAGAGUAUGAAUAUUGAGCAGGAGAGAGAAAACCUGGUCGCAAACUCGGAGCGGUUGGACGACAUCGAAGAUUCUUCGCCUCUUCGGCGUGGAAGCCCUGCUACUCACACUGUCUUUGGCCCUGCAUCGACUAUCAACUGCGCAAAUUUCAUGCUCAUAGACGUCAUGAACGAUGUCCGCAAUCUCGAUGACCCUUAG
Messenger RNA from Penicillium lagena, 1179 nucleotides. Its product is annotated as terpene synthase family protein. Lineage: Eukaryota; Fungi; Ascomycota; Eurotiomycetes; Eurotiales; Aspergillaceae. Gene Ontology annotation, biological process: isoprenoid biosynthetic process. Bases 1 to 1179 code for a protein of 392 amino acids. The record is from RefSeq and is a predicted model, not a curated record. The transcript has 5 exons.